AUGGGAACGAUGGGUCGCGUGCACCAUGUCAAUGUGGUUCGCUUGGUUGGCUUUUGUGCUGAUGGGUUUAUACGAGCUCUUGUGUAUGAAUUCUUACCAAAUGGCUCAUUACAAAACUUUUUAUCAUCAGCAGAUAAUAAAAAUUCUUUCCUUGGUUGGGAUAAGUUGCAAGAUAUUGCUUUUGGUAUAGCCAAAGGAAUUGAGUAUCUUCACCAAGGGUGUGACCACCGAAUCCUCCAUUUCGACAUCAAACCCCAUAACAUUUUGCUAGACCAGAAUUUCACUCCGAAAAUUUCCGAUUUUGGUCUAGCCAAGUUAUGCGCAAGGGAUCAAAGCGCAAUAUCCAUGACAACCGUCAGGGGGACCAUGGGCUACAUUGCACCUGAAGUGUUCUCUAGGAACUUUGGUAGCGUGUCCUACAAGUCAGAUGUUUAUAGUUUCGGGAUGUUGUUGCUGGAAAUGGUUGGUGGCAGAAAAAACUUUAAGGUCAUGGAGGACUCCACCAGCCAAGUCUGCUUCCCGGAAUGGAUUUAUAACCUUUUAGAACAAGGGGAUGACCUACGGAUCCAUAUUGAGGAUGAAGGAGAUGCUAAACUUGCAAAGAAACUUGCCAUUGUGGGUCUAUGGUGCGUCCAAUGGCACCCAAUAGAUCGUCCUCCAAUGAAAGUUGUAGUUCAAAUGUUAGAAAGAGAAGGCGACAAUCUAACCAUACCACCCAAUCCUUUCUGCUCUACUUCGAACUGA
Prunus armeniaca (apricot) is the source of this 744-nucleotide messenger RNA. The record is from the annotation of a GenBank genome assembly. NCBI's taxonomy places the organism in Eukaryota, Viridiplantae, Streptophyta, Magnoliopsida, Rosales, Rosaceae.